Messenger RNA from Strigops habroptila (Kakapo), 3276 nucleotides. RefSeq names its product zinc finger protein ZFPM1-like. Gene Ontology annotation, cellular component: nucleus. Lineage: Eukaryota; Metazoa; Chordata; Aves; Psittaciformes; Psittacidae. Gene Ontology annotation, molecular function: RNA polymerase II-specific DNA-binding transcription factor binding. Gene Ontology annotation, biological process: erythrocyte differentiation; megakaryocyte differentiation; positive regulation of transcription by RNA polymerase II. The record is from RefSeq and is a predicted model, not a curated record.
AUGCCGCAGCCAUGUGCCCGUGGUUCCCUGGCAGUGAUGGAGGAAGGUGAGGAUGGCCUGGCGGGGGAGAAGAGCCCCUUGGACCAUGAGGACUCUGCCAAGCAUGAUGCCUCCAGCAGCGAAAAUGCCCCAGAAAGUCCAAAGGAGCUGGAGAACCUGGAUCCUGGAGAAAACCCACAGGAGCCAGAUGCCCGGAAUGGGCCAGAUGAGCUGGAUUUGGUCAUGCAGAAUGGGGAGAGGUGGGUGCAAACCCGCAGAAGCCUCCCCGAAGGCUUCUCCUGGGGACCCUUCCAGUGCAGCAUCCACAGUGAGCCGGCAUCGCUGGGGCGUGGCGAGAUGAGCCCACCCAUGACACUGGUGAUGGGGGACAAGAGCUGCUGGCUGUCCUGCCUGCCCCUCAUGCUUGGAGAGCCUGACGCCAAUGCUAUCAUCUACAGAAAGGAUGAAGCCCUGUGGUGCCGGAUGACGCGUGCCCUGCGGGAGGAUGAGGUCCUGUGUGCCUUUGUGGUGGCAGAGCCGCCAGCCAUCCCCAACCACCAUGCGGUGAAAGCGGAGCCUGGCAACUCACUGUACCCGGCUGUGCUGCACUCAGACAUCCAGCUGCUGCCACAGCAGGCAGGCAUGGCUGCCAUCCUGGCCAUGGCCACGGUCAACAAGGAUGUCUUCCCAUGCAAGGACUGCAGGAUCUGGUACCGGAGCAAGCGCAACCUGCAAGCCCACCUGAUGUACUACUGUGCCAGCUGGCAGAGCACCGGCUCAUCUGCCCUGGAGGAGAAACCCAAGGAGACCUACCCCAAUGAGCAUGUCUGCCCCUUCCCCCAGUGCAAGAAAAGCUGGCCCAGUGCCAGCUCCCUGGAGAUCCACAUGCAGAGCCACAGCAGAGAGAGGCCAUUCGUCUGCCUGAUCUGCCUGUCUGCCUUCACCAUGAAAGCCAACUGCAAGCGUCACCUGAAAGUGCACACUGACACCCUGAACCGCAUCUGCCAUAGCUGUGGCUUCAUCUCCACCACAAAGGACAUCCUUUACAGCCACUUGGUCACCAACCACAUGAUCUGCCAGCUGGGCUCCAAGGGAGAGGUGAUGUCAGGUAACUCCGGUGCCUCUCUCCCCUCGGCAGGGCUGAGCCAGACAAACAACGCAUCCCUGCAGAAGUGCAGCCUGCCAGCAUUCCUGCCCAAGGGGCUGCCAGCACUGCUGCAGCACAUGGCGUUGUAUGGCCCCCUGCCCGCCCUGCCACUUGGCCCCGACGCCAUGCCCCCAGCACCACCCGCCUUGCCCCUUGAUGCCAGGGCUGGCAAGCUCUUGCCACCAGCCCAGCUGCAGAAUGGGGAAGGGCCAUCAUCAUCCUCUUCUUCCUCCUCCAGAGAGGCCAUCCACAUCAAGGAGGAGCCUGCCAGCAGCCCGAUGAGUGAGGCAGAGGUGCCAAAAAGCAGAGGCCCUGGGGAGGGGGGCAGCAACCCCAAUGCCUGCUCCCAGACCUCGUCCCCCCGCAGCCUGCCCUUGGUGAAGGUCAAGUUGGAGCUUGCCAGCCCCACACCGGGCUCCAGCCCAGUGCCCAGUGAGCCAGGGACAGGCAUGGCCAGCAGCACCAUCUUCCUACCCCAAUACAUGUUUGGCCACGAAGCCGUGGUGGUGCCACAGGCGUCGGAGAUCCUGGUGAAGAUGUUGGAGCUGGUGCAUAGCCGGCUGAAGCAGGGCCACAGCGGCACAGUGCCACCCACCAUCUACACUGGCACACUGGUACCCAAGGGUGCCACAUGCUUCGAGCGCGAGAUCACCUUCAACAUCAUCAACAGCUACUAUGUGCACAAGUGCCUCUACUGCUCCAGCCAGCACCUCGCCGAGGACAGCCCCCCCAGGGCACACAAUGGUCCUCCUGCCCCAGGGAUGCUGCUGUCUCCACCAGUGGGUGACAGGCAGGGGACACCAGUGGGGGAUGGGGACACCAGCCAGGAUGCCACACCACCAGCUGCCAUGCCAGAGGUGAAGGCAGAAGAGGAGGGUGGUAAAGCAAAGUCCCCCAAGGUGGAGGGGGGAUCAGGGAGGUGCAGCGAGGGCAGCCAGAGCCCCAACAGCUCGGCAGAGGAGGAGGACCCCAGCAAGAUGGUGUGCAAGGUGUGCAACAUCUGCUUCAGCCACCACAAGACCUACAUGGUGCACAAGCAUUUCUACUGCGCCUCUCACCAUGAUCCCCCCUUCCACCGCCCCACUGCCCCCAAAGUCCCCUUCCUGCCCCAGCCCCUCCGUACCCGUAAGCGUCGCAAGCUCUGUGAGAUCCAUGGAGCUGCUCACCACCCCACUGAACCCCUGCCAGCCCCCGACCCACCACUGCUGGCCCCUGACCCAGCGGGGGCUGCCCCAUCGCCCCGCUCCAGCCCAGAUGCUGAUGGUCCCAUCAACCUGAGCAAGAAGCCGCAGUGGCAGGGUGAACCAGCAUCAGCACUGCUGCUGCCUUUGGCCGACUACCACGAAUGCACCGCCUGCCACAUCAGCUUCAACAGCCUCAACAUCUACCUGGCCCACAAGAAGUACCAGUGUCCAGCCACCCCACUGCAGCCCCACACCUUCAAGCACCUCCAGAAGAUGAAGGGGGCUAUGCCUGCCCUCAUCAAGGGUUGGCACAGCCCCAGCAGCCCCGGCGAUGGGAACCCCGAAGGUGUGCAGGUGAGGGCAGCUCCAAGAGGGAGUCCCGGCAUCCCCUACCCUGGGGUGGACUUGCUGCAGCAUCACCCCAAAGGUCCCCUGCCACCCCCAGGAGCAAAAGGACCCCUCUCUGCUUGUCCCUACUGUCCCCUCAAAGGGGCAAUCAAGGGCGACCUCCUCGAGCACUUCCGUAAUGCCCAUGGGCUCUUCAUGGCCAAGCUGGUGAUGGCCGGGCAGGGGCUCCCUGAUGCCCCAGUUCCCGGUGCUGGCAGGACACCCGAGCCCCCGCUGCCCAUGGCGUCACCCCCACCUCUUCCUGGCCCUCUCCACUGGGACAGCUUCAAUGGCAAGGAGGGUUGGGAUGGCAGCAGCAGCCCCCAGCCCCCUGCCUCAUCCUGGCCCCCUGCUUUGCCUGGAGCCCCUGAGGGAUUGCGGGAAGCCACCCGCAAGCCCCCCACACCCCCCACCUACACAGGGGGGGUGCAAAGCCCCCCAGCCAAGGUUGUGCCGAGCCCUGUGCCGAACGGCAACCACAGGUACUGUCGCCUCUGCAACAUGAAGUUCAGCAGUCUCUCCACCUUCAUCGCCCACAAGUAUUACUGCUCCUCGCACGCUGCCAAGCACAUCAAGUAA